AUGGAAACAGCGAAGGUGUUUCUAGUGGGGCUGCUGAUGGCGGGACUGGUGCCCCACAGGAGGGCAGAUAUGGUUAUCAUGAAGGACGUCACUCUUGGCUUCGGAGCUGCAUUAAACCACUGCAGAGAAGAGAGCGGAUUGACAGAAGAGAAGAUGGAAGAAUUUUUCCACUUCUGGAAUGAGGACUUCAAGUUCGUACACCGGGAGCUAGGGUGCGCGAUCCAAUGCAUGAGUCGAUACUUCAACCUGCUCACCGAAUCCAACCGCAUGCAUCACGAAAACACAGAGAAAUUCAUCAAUUCAUUCCCUAAUGGUGAGAAGCUAGCGAAGCAACUGGUGCAAGAGAUCCAUAAAUGCGAAAAGCUAUUCGAACAUGAGGAAGACCACUGCUGGCGCAUAUUACACGUCGCCGAGUGCUUCAAGAACAACUGCGUAAAGAAUGGUAUAGCACCAGCUAUGGAAAUGCUCAUCGCUGAAUUUAUCAUGGAAGCCGAGGCGUAA
Diatraea saccharalis (sugarcane borer) is the source of this 501-nucleotide messenger RNA. Lineage: Eukaryota; Metazoa; Arthropoda; Insecta; Lepidoptera; Crambidae. The record is from the annotation of a GenBank genome assembly.